UUGUUCCCUCUAUAUCUGACGGUUUUCUCGUUAAGGCUCAAAAAGAUGGCGCGCAGACCUGCCCGAUGCUAUCGUUACUGCAAAAACAAGCCUUACCCUAAGUCACGCUUUAACCGUGGUGUCCCGGAUGGUAAGAUUCGUAUCUUUGAUCUGGGACGGAAGAAAGCUUCUGUGGACGACUUCCCAUGCGCCGUGCACUUGGUGUCCAACGAAUACGAACAGCUGAGCUCAGAAGCUUUAGAAGCUGCGCGUAUAUGUGCCAAUAAAUAUCUUGUCAAAGUUGCAGGCAAAGAGACUUUCCACAUGCGCGUCCGAGUGCACCCUCACCAUGUAAUCCGAAUCAAUAAGAUGCUGAGUGUCGCCGGUGCAGACCGUCUCCAAACCGGGAUGCGAGGCGCAUUCGGUAAGCCAGCUGGCAAAGUGGCUCGUGUAAAGGUGGGCCAGAUUCUGCUUUCCGUCCGAACUGUCGAUCGCCAUCGAGCAACUGCAGUGGAGGCGCUACGCCGCUCGAUGUAUAAGUUCCCCGGUCGGCAAAAAGUUGUUGUUAGCAAACUAUGGGGCUUUACUCCUUUACCACGAGCUGAAUAUUUAAGCUUGAAAGAUGAAGGCUUGUUGCGGAAUGAUGGCUCAUACGUCCAAUUCUGUCGGCGAAAAGGAGAGGUGGCAGAGAAUUUGAAGAGGUUCCCACACGCAUAUAGUUCCCCUACAGAGAUUUCUAUAUGA
Molecule: messenger RNA, 723 nt
Organism: Penicillium waksmanii
Lineage: Eukaryota; Fungi; Ascomycota; Eurotiomycetes; Eurotiales; Aspergillaceae
Product: 60S ribosomal uL16 domain-containing protein
Exons: 3
Biological process (GO): ribosomal large subunit assembly; translation
Cellular component (GO): cytosolic large ribosomal subunit; ribosome
Molecular function (GO): structural constituent of ribosome
Source: RefSeq, a predicted model, not a curated record